Yarrowia lipolytica CLIB122 is the source of this 621-nucleotide messenger RNA. NCBI's taxonomy places the organism in Eukaryota, Fungi, Ascomycota, Dipodascomycetes, Dipodascales. The record is from RefSeq and is a predicted model, not a curated record.
AUGGUGAAGCGAAAAUUUGAAGACGAGGACCAGACCUUGCGAGAGGGCCAGAGCGGCUUUGCUACUAUGAACAACAACUCGUACUGGAAACAAGAGGGCGAGAGUGAGAACGGCACUCUGGAGGACGACGGAGUGGAUGUGACCAAGGUGGCCCAGGCCGCCCAGGCUGCCGGAGCUGUUGAGGCCGAUGCUGACGCCGACGAGUCCACCGAUUCGGCCAACAUGGCUGCCGUGGUUGCUGCCGCUACUGCUGCCACUGCUGCCGCUCAGGCUGGAGGAGCCGAGCCCGAGGAGCCCCAGCAGGUGGUUCAGACCGGAGAGGCCGAGGUGGACGCCUCCCUGCUGCCUCUGAGGGUCAAUAACCGAGGCCGGCCUCUGCAGACCACCAAGAGAGCGGCCCAGAACCGAGCUGCCCAGAGAGCGUUCCGGCAGCGAAAGGAGCAGUACAUCAAGGAGCUGGAGUCCGAGGUCAAGGAGUCCAAGGAGUCGCUGGACGAACUGGAAAAGAACUACCAUCAACUGCGGGAGUACGCCAUUAAGCUGUCCUACCGGCUGAGCAAGGAUGGUGACCUUCCCGAGCCUCCGGCUUGUAUUGCCAAUGAUGUGGCUCAGUCGUCGUAG